CUGGAGAUUGUCGACGAGGGCUCUUGGAAGAAUCAAGCACAGCUAGUUGCCGCUACCUGCUUCGGGUGCUAUUCCCCAAGAAAUCGACGGGCAUACAGUCCCAAGUCCACCGGUGCACCGACCCGCCCGCUUGUCAGCCCGAUUUACUUCGUGCGCUAUUCUUCGAUCGAUUGCCGGAGGGACAGAACUUGAGUUGGAGGUGAAUCUCUCGCGCGUAGUAUUUGUCUGUGAAAUCCACGGGGAGCCUCGGAGCAUCGGUAGCUUUCGACGAAUCGUCCCCGGGAAGUGCUAAGGAUGGCGCGACCAAACGUUGUAGUACCGCUGCUUCUCUUCAUUACUUCUGUGGUUUGGUUGAGUGCCCAGGCAGGAACAGACAUCCCGCCUUGCAAUCCAGACACCUGUGAAGAACAGUGCAAUGCCACAGCAAGUACGUAUGGCGAAAAUAUCACCCUGACCCAUCAGUGCAACAAAGCGUCGGGUCGAUGCAUCUGUUGUGUUUUGCCGGAAUGCGAGGCAACCUGUCAGCAGCGGCGGAAGAAAGAGCGACCACGCUCGAAGGAUGUUCGCAGCCGAUGCAAUGACAAGGGCGAGUGCUAUUGCAACUUCAUUUUCUUCGAAGACGAUACCCGGCCGUCCUCAGCACCCAAGCUAACCGUAUAAUAUCCAAAAUGUUCUGUCAUUGUGAUAAUGGUCAGAGGAGAAGGAGAGUAUAAAGUACUUUUGUGGGG
Galendromus occidentalis (western predatory mite) is the source of this 728-nucleotide messenger RNA. RefSeq lists its product as uncharacterized. NCBI's taxonomy places the organism in Eukaryota, Metazoa, Arthropoda, Arachnida, Mesostigmata, Phytoseiidae. The record is from RefSeq and is a predicted model, not a curated record. The transcript is spliced from 5 exons. Bases 295 to 660 code for a protein of 121 amino acids.